CUCUCUUUACUUCCUUGUUCUCAACCAAUCAGAGGCCACGGCGGGGUUUGAUAUUUUGACGAGCCACAAACACAAACAUUGCCUUCGCCGAGCCUCAGCAAAAUUAUGGGAAUACUCAAUUUUUAUGUCCUUUGGUCCGUCCGUGACGCGCCGCGACAGUUUAGCAGCAAGUCAAACAGAAGAUGCUUCCACGUCCACGUCCCGCUGCCUCUGCCUAAACAGCUGGUGAUCUUCGGACUCGGCGAGUGGGCUUGCGAGGAGACCGCCAUCUCCGCGCAGGUCGUGGUCAGCGCCGACGUGCGGCCCCAGGUCAUUGGCACCAUCACCUCUCGAGCCAGGUGUUUGACGUUUGAGGAGGGCUGGAGGCCUGAUAUCGAGGCGGUGGGGGCAGAGAGGGGCAGGCGAGGAGUUUACGGCAAGAUAGUGCUCACAGUCCAAGAGCAAGGCAGUAGUGCUCCACUGCCACAGAGGAAAUGUCUGUUCCCAGAACAGCUCAGCACCACCGAUCUAUCAGGCACUUCACACCAAAGUGUUGCAGAGGACACGUUGGGCAACAGUGUUUGCUCUGGCGAGAUCCAGAUGAAUAAAGUUGACACCACCAUUUCAGCCUCGGGAAGUAAACUUUUGCGCUGGCCGACGGAAGAGACCCCCAGAGAGAAUGUCAUCAGCAGGAGAGGUUAUUCAAAAUGGAGCUCCGAUGAUCCGGACCGACCCGUUGAGAACAUCGGCCGAGCAUCGACUCCCAAAAAAAUGAGGCUGUCCAGGAUGAACAGCCAGGAAGAAAUGACUUUGCAAAUAAAGAAGGACGAUCGAGAAGUUUCAGUGCGGCCGUCAAAGCGAUGGAGCCACGCGAUGUGCCUCAGUGACCCGGACACUGCCAUUCUCAUCGGUGGGGAAACUUCUGAUCAGACCUCUUGCAAAGACUCCCUCUGGAAGCUGGAGUUAGACAGUGAUUUCUGGUACCCAAUGAGCUCCUCUACAUCUGGACCCGCGCCGCCUUGCACCAGAGGACACGCAGCGACCUACGACCCCGACUCCAAGGCUAUCUUUGUUUACGGUGGCCUGAGGGAGGGCCAGCGUUACAGCGAACUGUAUAUCCUCAAUACUCUGACUUGGAAGUGGAAGAUUAUAACAGCGAAAGGGAAUAUUCCCAGCUUGGCGUAUCACACUGCCGCUUUUUAUAAAAAGGAGCUUUUUGUCUUUGGCGGCGUGCACGCGAGUGCGACUUCGGGGGAAAAGUUGUGCAGUAAUGCUUUGUACAUCUUUAACCCGGAGUUUCAAAUCUGGUACAAGCCUUUAGUGGAUGGAGACAAACCUCUGCCUCGCUUUGGCCACUCGGCCACACUUUUGUCACAAAAGUUGGUCAUAUUCGGUGGUCAGAAAACUGCAACAUACCUAAAUGACCUCCACGUCCUCGACCUCGGUUUCAUGGAGUACACAGCUGUGAAAUGUGGAAACAUGCCACCGCUGCCCCGGGGGUUUCAUGCUGCCCUUCCGGUUUCAGACAACAGGAUUUUAGUGAGUGGGGGCUGCAGCGCAAUUGGAGCCUUGCAAGAUGUACACAUCUUUAACACUGACACCAACAUGUGGACUUCGGUGGCUUUUUCCGAGUUGAGCUCCAAGCCUCGCGCCGGACACAGCAUGAUCCAUUUAUCCUCGGCAGACUGUCAUACAACCUGGGAAGACGAACCUGCCAAAGUUCUCUGCACGUUGCUCGUGUUUGGCGGCUCGGACUGUUCCGGUACUUUCUACAAUGACACAGUUAAGUGCACAGUGGAGAUUCCCUCAUAAUGAAUGGUUUGGGGUUUUUUUUUUUUUUUUUUUUUUUAAAUCUAGAAAAGACCAUGAAGUUUUCAAAACAUGUUCAUGUAAUAUUUGUUAACAAAAAAAAAAAAAAGUUACUCAAUUUUAGCAAUUGUGCAAUUCAGCCUGAUCCUCUUUUAAUGGCUGACUCCAUUAUCCACAAUUCCUUCAAGCAGAUGGUAUGCUGCAAGCUGUGAAAUGUCUGACUUUGCAUAGCAAAUCUGUAAUUUGCACAGUUUUGCACAAUCAGGAGUGUAUAUUUAGGACUAUGUUUCUUGGUUUCGCAAUAAUGAUAUUAAUAAAUGCCAGUGUUUUCCA
Syngnathoides biaculeatus (alligator pipefish) is the source of this 2121-nucleotide messenger RNA. RefSeq lists its product as uncharacterized. The transcript has 13 exons. Lineage: Eukaryota; Metazoa; Chordata; Actinopteri; Syngnathiformes; Syngnathidae. Gene Ontology annotation, molecular function: protein binding. The coding region runs from base 106 to 1791 and encodes 561 amino acids. The record is from RefSeq and is a predicted model, not a curated record.